Molecule: messenger RNA, 1203 nt
Organism: Trichomycterus rosablanca
Lineage: Eukaryota; Metazoa; Chordata; Actinopteri; Siluriformes; Trichomycteridae
Gene: adra2a
Product: adrenoceptor alpha 2A
Exons: 1
Coding region: 1-1203 (400 amino acids)
Biological process (GO): adenylate cyclase-activating adrenergic receptor signaling pathway
Cellular component (GO): plasma membrane
Molecular function (GO): alpha2-adrenergic receptor activity; epinephrine binding
Source: RefSeq, a predicted model, not a curated record
AUGGGGGGUUUGGGGUGCCUAAACGCAACCGACAGUACCGGUGGUGGCUCAUCAUACCCAGUGCACUUGUUUCUGGUGGUGCCGGUUGUGCUGCUCAUCCUCCUGACUAUAUUUGGAAAUGUGCUGGUGGUGAUUGCAGUGUUCACCGUCCGAGCGCUGAAGGCACCUCAGAACCUGUUCCUGGUUUCCCUGGCCUCUGCUGACAUUCUCGUGGCCACGCUUGUAAUGCCAUUUUCGCUGGCCAACGAACUGAUGGGUUACUGGUAUUUUGGGCCAGUGUGGUGCGAGGUGUAUCUAGCGCUGGAUGUGCUGUUCUGCACUGCUUCUAUCGCCCACUUGUGCGCCAUCAGCCUGGAUCGGUAUUGGUCCGUCACACGGGCCGUGGAGUACAAUCUGAAACGUACGCCUCAGCGAAUUAAACGCAUCAUCUUGGUAGUGUGGGUGAUCGCUGCUGUCAUCUCUUUUCCGCCUCUGAUCACUGUGGAAAAGAAAGGUGAGCAUGAAGAGGGUCGUCCAGUGUGCAAGAUCAAUGAGGACAAGUGGUACAUUAUCUCGUCCUGCAUCGGCUCCUUCUUCCUGCCCUGCAUCAUCAUGGUGCUCGUUUACAUCCGUAUCUAUCAGAUUGCAAAGAGCAGGACAAGAGGGCGGGGAACUAAGGAUGAAAGCCAAGAAAAGAGAAGAAAUGAACCCAGAAAGGAGGAAAAUGGAGAUGGGCAGUGCCACGAGAAGCUCGAUGGUACGCCUAUGGAGAAUGAGGGUGAAGACUUAGACGUAGAAGACUCGUCAUCGUCCGAACACAAAGAGGAUGUCCCUUAUUCAGAGCAAAAGAAUGCCAGAGGAAAGACCAAGACGGCCCGAAUAAAUCCUGGGGAUGAUGCAGGCAAGCAGUUUGCCAGACGGAGCAUUGAACGCAGUCGCUGGAGGGGGCGGCAGAACCGCGAAAAGCGCUUCACCUUUGUCCUGGCUGUUGUGGUUGGUGUGUUUGUAGUAUGCUGGUUCCCCUUUUUCUUUACUUACACAUUGAUGGCACUCUGCGAUUCGUGCUGUGUUCCUACUGCACUCUUCAAGUUCUUUUUCUGGUUUGGCUACUGCAACAGCUCACUCAACCCAAUCAUCUACACAGUCUUUAACCACGACUUUAGGAGGGCCUUUAAAAAGAUCCUGUGCAGAGGGGAACGCAAGCCAGUACAAAACGGGCAAUGA